AUGUCCUUAGAGAAGAAGAAAAAUGCCCAACUAAAUGAAGAGUUUGUACAAGAAGUGGAAGUCAUCGAAAUCAAUGGAGUUCUUAUGAUCAAGACAAUAAGUGAUAAUUGGGACCCAAUUUGGAACUUCCAAGCCAAGCCUAAUGAUCUACUCAUUGCAAGUUACGUCAAAGCAGGCACAACCUGGAUGCAGGAGAUUGUAGACAUGAUCCAAAAUGAUGGAGAUGAAAAGAAGUGCCAGCGAGCUAGCACCUAUGAUAAGCACCCUUUUAUUGAGUGGAAACCAGAUUUACCCCUCUUACCCGGUCUGGACCUUGCUAUGAAAAUGCCUUCUCCAAGAACACUGAAGACACAUCUCCCUGUCCAGUUGUUACCACCAUCCUUCUGGAAACAAAAUACAAAAAUCAUUUAUGUGGCAAGAAAUGCCAAAGAUAGUGUCGUGUCUUACUACCACUUCUCAAGAAUGCUUAGAAUCUAUCCUAGGCCAGGCACCUUAGAGGAUUUCAUUAAGAAAUUUAUGAAUGGAAGAGUGCUCUGGGGUUCCUGGUAUGACCAUGUGAAGGGAUGGUGGGAUAAAAAGGACAAACACCCUAUUCUUUACCUGUUCUAUGAAGACAUGAAAGAGAACCCAAAGCGGGAAAUCCAGAAGAUUUUAAAGUUCCUGGAGAAAGACUUAUCAGAGGAAAUUCUCAAUAAGAUCAUCUAUCACACCUCUUUUGAUAUCAUGAAAGAAAAUCCCAAGGUAAACUAUACCACCAUUCCUAGAGCUGUGAUGGACCACUCCAUUUCCCCAUUCAUGAGAAAAGGAAUGACAGGGGACUGGAAGAACCAUUUUACUGUUGCCCAGAACGAGAAAUUUGAUGAGGAUUACAAAAAGAAGAUGAUAGGAACCUCUUUGAUCUUUCGCACUGAGAUCUGA
Messenger RNA from Trichosurus vulpecula (common brushtail), 918 nucleotides. RefSeq names its product sulfotransferase 1C1-like. Gene Ontology annotation, molecular function: sulfotransferase activity. The coding region runs from base 1 to 918 and encodes 305 amino acids. Gene Ontology annotation, cellular component: cytoplasm. The record is from RefSeq and is a predicted model, not a curated record. The transcript is spliced from 7 exons. Gene Ontology annotation, biological process: sulfation. NCBI's taxonomy places the organism in Eukaryota, Metazoa, Chordata, Mammalia, Diprotodontia, Phalangeridae.